This is a messenger RNA of Planococcus citri (citrus mealybug), 2828 nucleotides long. RefSeq names its product zinc finger protein 391-like. The coding region runs from base 224 to 2188 and encodes 654 amino acids. The transcript is spliced from 10 exons. The record is from RefSeq and is a predicted model, not a curated record. NCBI's taxonomy places the organism in Eukaryota, Metazoa, Arthropoda, Insecta, Hemiptera, Pseudococcidae. Gene Ontology annotation, molecular function: RNA polymerase II cis-regulatory region sequence-specific DNA binding; DNA-binding transcription factor activity, RNA polymerase II-specific. Gene Ontology annotation, biological process: regulation of transcription by RNA polymerase II.
CUCAAGUCGAGUUGUUAUCAUUAUGGCGCGAAAGUAUACGCGAAAGUAAGAAUUGAAUGAUAUUUAUUCUCUAAAAUUCAUUAAAAUUGAUGUCCGAAUAAUAUUAAGUACAUAUGUAUAAGUAAUAAAAAGUUUGUUUCAUUCUUCGACUUCGUUUUCUUGAAUCAUGAACGUUGGUUGAUUGAAAUUCAAGACUAAUUAAUUCAAGAAUUUUAUAUCUAGAAUGGUGCAGUAUUGUUGUGCAGUCAACUGUACCAAUUCCAGUGAUGUGAAUCGUGAGUUUAUUUUCCAUUCCUUUCCGAAUGCUGAAAAGGACAACGAACGGCGACAAAAAUGGAUCCAUGCGAUUAAACGAAAGAAUUGGCAGCCAGGAAAGAACACGAAGCUGUGUAGUGCACAUUUCCUUCCAGAAGAUUAUGAUCCACCUGUGGUAUGUGGAAAGUACCAUUUAAAAAAAAGUGCCAUACCUUCGGUCUUUGAUUAUCCUGUCCAUUUGCAACCUAAGAAAGUUUCUGAGGGACUACGUUUAAUACAUCAUGUUACUUCGAACCAAUUCCAAAAUAAUAUCUCCUGUAAGAUCGAAAAUGAUGCUUAUCCGUCUGAUCAAAAAAAAAACGGCGAGCUUUACGAAAUUCAAAGUGAAACUGAUGAGAAAAAUCAUGUACUUGGAAUAAAUUAUGUUCCAAAAACUAGCAAUUUAAGGGAUGCGCUCGUACAAUCUGCCGAACAUGACCAGGUUAAGGUCGAAGAUGUUUACACUACUAAUUCGAGUAUGCCUUCCCUAAAAACAUCGAGCAACGACCCUUAUAAAGUAGAAACAAAACCUGAACUAUUUACUGAAGAAAUUGAGCUCGAUGAACCUGCCGAAAAGGUUGCUGAAUAUAAUUACUCUGUACAUUCGACGAUUUAUCCUCCAGAAGUAAUAUUUGUAUCUACGAAUGGUCUUCAUAAUGCAGAGGUAAAACUUGAACAAUUUUCCGAAGAAGAAAAUUCGAAUACCGAUCCUUGCAGUACAGAGGAACCACUUGAGCAACAUUUGGAAGAAGUAACACUUCCAAAACCGGAAUACUCUGACGAAGAUAGUCAACCUCCAAAUUUGACCAUUCCUUCCUUAGAAAAGUCAUAUGAGAGUCGUAAUAACGCAGAGGUGCGACCAGGAUGCUCAAAACAUCAAGAAAAUUCCAGCCAAGGUCCGAUUACUCCCUCUGCAAAAAAGGGAAAACAUCUCCCAAGCGUAAAAAAAUCAACGCAACACUCCGGCAAUGUUUCAAACGAGGUAAAGGUACAGAUGCGGGAUUCAUUCCCUUACUGCUGCGAUAUUUGUGAUAAAAAGUUUUCCAACGAACGUGAUCGGGCAAGACAUCAACAAGAUCAUUCGAAGCCGUUUUGCUGCGGAAUCUGUGACAAACGGUUUACUUAUAACAGCCAAUUCAUUAAACAUGGAUUGACACAUAGUGAAAAGAAACGCUUCAAAUGCGGCAUUUGUGACGCACGAUUCAAGCACAAUGACAGUAAAGUGGCGCACGAACGCAGGCAUGAGGAUGGAGCUUGUUUUGAGUGCGCUGAAUGCGGAAAAAAGGUAUCCCAAAAAUUCCAUCUCAUUGAACACCUGAGGCUACAUUCCGGUGUGAAACCAUUUUCUUGCCCAACGUGUAGCAAAAGCUUUGCUCGAAAAGGAUAUCUCACCAAGCACCAACGGAAGCAUAGUGAAGAGAAACCCUUCAAAUGCCGCAUAUGCAACAAAGGAUUCAAGUACAGUGCGCAUAAAUCGGAGCACGAACGCGUGCAUGUGGACAGACGUGCUUUUGAGUGUGCUGAUUGCGGAAAAACGUUUUCCUAUAAACAAUCUCUCAAUGAACACCGGAGACUACAUUCCAGUGUGAAACCGUUUUCUUGUCAAAUGUGUAGCAAAAGUUUUACUCAAAAAACUAAUUUUAAUAAGCACCAACGGGUGCAUAGUAAAGAGAAACCCUUCAAAUGCCGCAUAUGCAACCAACAAUUCAUGUAUAAUUAUAUGAGGACCGAGCACGAACGUUUCCAUGUGGAGGGCCCUCGUUUUGAGUGUGCGCAUUGCGGCAAAAAAUUCCGCCAUAAGUUCGUGCUAGCCAAUCACAUAUCGUCGCUCCCGUGCAGAAACCUCGUAAGUCCAAAUUUGAAAAUUUUACAGGAGGUACGAAAAACUGUUUAAAAAGUUCAUUUUGUAAAAGAUUCCACCAACUUUUUGAUUUUAUGUUUUAGGACAAUACCUGGAUGGUAUUUUCAAACAUAUCAUUACUUCAACAUCAGUUCAACAUCAAGUAAUUAGAUUUUAGAGGUUUUCUCGUAUCAAAAACCUCGUAUGUCCAUGGUUAGUGCAUGGUAGUCCAAGGCAGAAACCUCGUAAGUCGGAGGACUUACAAGGUUUUCAUCCUGAAAAAUUUGGACAUACGAGGUUUUGUUUGUUUGAUGUUUUUGAAUUGCCCGGUAGGAGUGUUAGCUAAUUUUUUAAGACUUACGAGGUUUCUUCCAUUCGAUCCCUCGUGUUUUUUCCUAUGAGGAAAGUAAAAAAAGUGUUUUUUGAAAAAUUUGGACUUACGAGGUUUCUGCAAGGGAGAGACGAUAUCAUCUAAAUGUACCUAUUUAAAUAUCAAUAAUUGCGUACCUAACUAAAUAUUGUGUUCAGAUUCAAAUGUGUUUUGUUCUUUUUUUCAAUGUGAAAAAAACUUGACUUAGAACUUGACCGAUUUCCCAAGUUCAGUUUAUUCUUAGUGAUUGGCACAUAAAUGCCUUAUUGACACCAGACUUGUGUUACAACUUACAUAUGGGAAAAAAUAGACGAUGGUACUUUA